AUGGAGAGUGCCGCAAGAGAUGAGCUUGUUUGCAACCACACAGACGCCUGGGAUUGGGUUUACACCAUGCAGCCGGCCUAUAUGUCCAUCAUCUGUCUUCUUGGAGUGAUCGGCAACGCCUUUGUGCUGGUUGUGUUCUGUCUCCAGAAGCGGCGCAGCUCUGUGGCUGACAUCUACCUGAGCAACCUAGCAGCAGCUGAUCUCCUCAUGGUUUCCUGCCUGCCGUUCUGGGUAGCAACCAUUAUCAAUAAGUUCCACUGGAGGUUUGGGGAGCCCAUGUGCCAGCUUAUCAACAUUGUCAUUGGGAUGAAUUAUUAUUGCAGUGUGCUGUUCCUUACACUUGUGAGCGUGGAUAGAUACGUGGCCCUCACUAGACCUCUAACCCAGGAGAGGGAGAGACGGUCCUUUUGGGCACGUGGGAUUUGCUUCAGUAUCUGGAUUGCUGGGGUCUUGCUCAGCUUCCCGGCCAUCCUCUUCCGCUCUGUCCAGUUCUACCCCCCUCUGGGCAUUGAUGCAUGCUACUUAGUGUAUCCCCAUGAAGGCUGGAGACUGCGCUUCAACAUGACUGUCAGCAUAGUAGGCUUCCUUAUCCCUGUUCCUAUUGUAUCCUUCUGUAGUUACCAUAUCACUAAAGUCCUUCGGACCAGCCAGAACAUGAGAAAAGGCAGCAGAGGCAGUGUGGAAAGGAAGGCGGCAUGCCUUGUACUCAUUGUUCUGGCUGUAUUCAUUCUCUGCUGGCUGCCCUACCAGAUCCUGAUCUUGUUGGACACCUUGGAUUAUUAUGAAGUCAUCUCUGGAUGUACAUGGGCAUACGUGUUGGACAUUGGCAACCAGUUAGCUACUUACCUUGGCUAUAGUAACAGCGCAUUGAAUCCUUUCCUGUAUGUGAUUGUGGGGAAGCACUUCAAGCAGAGGGCGAGGGAAGUGUUUAGACAUUUGCUGUGCAGGAGGAAAUGGCAAUGGGGAAAGUCUGGUCAUUCCAAUCCCAUGGAGCAAAUGAACCUUGUAUCUGUGGCAACACUGUGGUCUGAAAACACCAGUGCGUCUCUGCCAUCCGGUUCAUCAGAGUCUCCGAUCUCUGAAGAAUGGGAGAUGAUCCAUGCAAUCAUCCCUCCGUACAUCUUCACCUUAACCCUGCUAGGCCUCGUUUUUAAUAGCUUUGUCCUGGUGGUGUUCCUCACCCACAGGGAUCGACUGACUGUAGCUGAGAUUUACCUGAGCAACCUGGUCCUGGCUGACUUUAUUCUCCUGUGUGGCCUCCCCUUCUGGGCGAUGAACAUCCUCAAUCACUUUAACUGGCCCUACGGAGAUGCCUUAUGCAAAAUGGUCAACUCUGUCAUCAUUAUCAAUUUUUACACCAGCGUCUACACUCUGGUCAUGAUUAGUGUUGACCGCUACCUGGUAGUUGUGAAGACCAUGAAGGCCAGGUUGCUGAGACGGACACUUUAUGCCAGGGUGAUCUGCUUCAUCCUGUGGAUGUUAGGCCUUAUACUGAGCACGCCCACCAUGGUUCACAGAAAGGUGAAGUUCAUCGAGGAGUUCAAGACCAUGUCCUGUAUAUUGGAUUACAAUCAUAACAGCGCUUGGAAGUUGGCCCAUCAGAUUCUGAUGAACAUAGUGGGCUUUGUACUCCCUGUUCUGGUCAUUGUUUACAGCAGUGUGAACAUAAUCAAGGCUUUAGCUCAGAGGAGGGAGAGUGUAGGUUUCCAUGACAAUAAUGACACAAAGGCCACAGUACUUGUGUAUGCCGUCACACUAUUAUUCUUACUGUGUUGGGGUCCGUUUCAGGUGUUCACUUUCCUUGACACACUGUGUGAUGUCCAAGUGUUGAAUGAGAUGCUGUGGUCCCACAUUCUCGACAUAGGGGGGCAGGUUUCAGUGUAUCUUGCCUUUCUCAACAGUGUCCUGAACCCACUGCUGUAUGUCUUCUCAGGGCAGUACUUUAGGAGGAAAGUUAGCGCCAUCUAUAGGAGGACCAGACAUUAUCGCAGAGGAUCAGAUAUGACCACAAAUCAAUGCUCGGUUGCAUCCACUUACAUUAACAGAACAGAGCAAAUUAAGAUUGUGGUGAUUCUUAAUGCAAAGGAUCUGAUGUGACUCUUCAUAACAUCCUGUCCCCCACUUCUGUUACUGCUUAUGGAAAAAGAGAUGUAAUAUACAGGAUAUGAGUCUCAAAUUGUUAUUUCAUGAGACUUAACACAAUAAUAAUGCUGUUAUAUGGUUAAACAGCACUAUCAGAUGAUGUGUAAUAAUGCGCUUUGCAGAAAUAAUUGACCUGUGGAGAUAAUGGACAUAAUCUGUAGAAGAAAUGGAAGCAGAUUUUAUGGCCCACAAAAGACAAUAAUUGUCUUGAUCUGCAGAUACGCACUAGGCAUCUGAAUCUGUCUCUUUGAACUGUAACAUAGCUAUACUGUUACUGGACUUGAUGUGAUGUUUUAAAACCAUCCAUUUCUGAAAUGCUAACUAGUUCAAUUGUUUCUCUUAACUCUUUAAAGAAGUUUAUACUCUGCAAGCUAUCAUGAGAAAAUGACCACCUAUGUCCAUGUAUUUACAUUUACAUUCAGUAUUCUGAUUUAGAGUAUAUCUUGGCAUGUAAACAAAGAUUUGUUUAAUACUGACACUGUUUGCUAGUUUCUCUUUAGUCUGGACAGUCAUUACUUAAUCUACUUUUGUGUA
Molecule: messenger RNA, 2676 nt
Organism: Micropterus salmoides (largemouth bass)
Lineage: Eukaryota; Metazoa; Chordata; Actinopteri; Centrarchiformes; Centrarchidae
Exons: 2
Coding region: 1-2097 (698 amino acids)
Biological process (GO): vasoconstriction; immune response; smooth muscle contraction
Cellular component (GO): membrane
Molecular function (GO): bradykinin receptor activity
Source: RefSeq, a predicted model, not a curated record